Messenger RNA from Linepithema humile (Argentine ant), 8385 nucleotides. RefSeq lists its product as uncharacterized. NCBI's taxonomy places the organism in Eukaryota, Metazoa, Arthropoda, Insecta, Hymenoptera, Formicidae. Gene Ontology annotation, cellular component: NELF complex; apical junction complex; plasma membrane. Gene Ontology annotation, biological process: negative regulation of transcription elongation by RNA polymerase II; cell-cell junction organization. The record is from RefSeq and is a predicted model, not a curated record.
GUAUUUACCCCUCGGUGCUUAAAGCCGUUAACUUGUUGUAGCGUGUCGGGUGCGGUCUUGAGAGCUCGUGUGGCGUCACGUCGUUUUACUGUGAAACAACAUGGAGCACACAAAGUAAACACGAAUGUGCGUGAGAAGAAAGCUCGAUCGACAGUCCAGCUCUUCGCGCCGUUUCGCGUGCACGAUCGAACCUGUGGAUCGACAGUGAGUGCGCCAUGUUCGCGCGUCGCGGCACGUCACCGGUUUGACGACGUCGCUCAGUUGGUGCGGCGAGAAGAAGUGCGGUCGAUUGUGUAUGUGUGUGUUGUGUACGUAUGUCGCUUUGUGGUGAUGCCGACGUGUGGUAUGACAUGUGAGUGCGGUUCGACACAACACGGAUGAAGCUGUAACGUUUGCAAUACGGAAAACACAUGCGGAUUCAUCAGCACGCGGUUAUGGCAUCGUGGAAUAUACGCUAACAGUUGCUCUCAGUUGCUCUCAGUACGCCCGAGUUCGCGUGCGACGGGGAGAGGGUUCACCGUUUAGAUUUGGAUCUGGCCGAAAUCACAUCGAAUCGGACGCGGUCGGACCGUCCUCUCCUCGGCCGGAAAGACACGGUGCGGCUUCCGGUGAAUUCAGGGUGGAGGGAUAUGAGGGAGAGGAGACGGAAAGGGGGUUCACAGUUUGCCGGCGCAGCUAACAAACAUCGGCGAGGAAUCGUCAUCGUCACAUGACAACGAUGAGCGGGAGCGAUUCGAGUGCGACGGCGACGCUGACAGCGACGGCGAGGGUCGCCGUCGUUACCGCGGCGUCCCCCGUCGCCGACGAAGAGGAGGAAGAUCCGGCGGCCUUAACCCUGGACUCCACCGACAUGGAUCUGGUGAACGGACCGAAUCCCUGGCUUCCGGCCUACGGCUUCCAGCUACAACACCAUUCGCAUUUCCAGCCAACGCAUUUGGAGGAUUUACGGGCUAAUGAUACAGUAUUAGUACAGCACGUGGAUUUUUUGGAAACAAUUUUGGAAGAAACAUCCGACGAUCUUCAAAGCGACUCCGAACGCAGUGGAACGACGUAUUGGUUGGGAUCCGAUUCGGAAACUGAGAGUGUGAUUCACAUCAGAUCGAAACAGAGAUCUGCAGACGAGCGGCUGGACGGCAGCGGUAGCGAAUGCAACUCGGUGGUGCCGAAGAAACGACGUCGUCGCGAUCACCACGGCGCUGACUAUCAUCACCAUCAUCAUCAGGUGACGAGCUACGACGAGUACCCGGCGUCACCGAGAUCCUCCCGGUCCACCGGGUCCUCUCGGUCGAGCUCGUUGCUGCAGUUCGAAUCCUUGGAGAGGACCUGCGCCACCCUAUCGCCGUCGAGCUACAGCUAUGACUCCUUGGAAUACUCAAAUCGAUCGAACGCCUCGCAUCCGGAGAACGACUCACCCGACAGUCUGGAGCAGGAUUACGACAGAUUGCUGCCGAACGGUUUCGCCGGCACUAUGGUCGACCAUUUUCCACGGAUCAGGCCGUACCGCAGCUUUGAGAGCCUGGACACGUGUCAGAAGGACGAAGGCUUCGGUCAAGUGGCUAUGCCGAAUGGUUUCGCGCCUUUGUUUCUGAAGAGAGGUGCUGAUCUGUCGAAUAUCAGGAAAAACAAUCAGCAUGUGAGAGACUUCUGGCACGAGGAGCGAGAAUACGUGGACGAUGAUGAAGACGACGAAGACGAUUUCGAAGCGUAUGAGCGCGUCGGGAUAAACGAUUCCCGAUUAACGACGAGCGAUUUCGAGGAUCAGCUGCUGCUGUACGGCGAGUCCGGCAAGUACGCGACGUCUUUGGACUACCGAAACACGAUCGAUCUGCGAGAGAUCGGCGUGGAGACGAAGCGGGAUACUCUUUUGGAGCUGAAAUCCGGCCAGAAAACAGCCAGGUUAAAUAUAGCUGGCGGUGGCAACGCAGAGCAUCAUCAUCAUCAUCACCAUCAUCAGCAUUCGCAACAGCAGCAGCAGCAGCAGCAGCAGCAGCAGCAGCAGCAGCAACAGUACGAUCAACACGAUCACCAUCACCACCACCACCACCGCCAUCGCCGCCGCCAACAGCAGCACCAAGGGUGGAGCCACGAGGAGCACUUUAAUUUUAGAUUCACGGACAAGUCGCAGAGCGCGCCCAGUCUGCUCGGUAGUGUCAAGCAGUCUGCACGUAGCGACGAUUUGGACUCGCCACCAGGUCGUCUACGCACUUCGCGAACUACCUCCUACGUGUCGACGUCGUCCCUUUUCGAGAACUAUACGCGGGUGGCCAGUGUGCCGGUAGACUUGAAUCUCUGCGGCGUCGUCGCCACGUGCGACGACGAGAUGAACGGCCACGAAAUGGCGGACGAAACCGCGAUGCCCGACGAUGAGACCGCUGUGACCCCGAAGAAGAACCCGCGAGACGAGGAUGCCGAGAACCCGGAGGAGAACGACGAGGCGCAAAUGAAAGUCGCGUUGACCAGUUCGGUCAGAACGCAGCCGGCGCAGAGUGUGAUCAUGGACGGCGACCUGGCGAAUCGUAAGGAGAAGAAUGAAGAACGAACGAAGGUCGAGUGCGCGGAUCUUUACUGUGAGAAGCAGCAGGCGCUCGGUGAUAAAACACCGACGAAAACGUCGACGGUGAAGACGCAGGAUCACGCCAACUGUGUACUAGACAUAGCGAUGAUGACGGAGAACGAUCUCGACGAGGCAAUUCGGCAAUUUAAGCGAGAAGUGGAGGAGGCGGCCGUUUCUGAAAUGGCAAGCGCCGCCAUUUUGGCGAUGGAGUCGAUCCAGCGGACGCCGUCCGGUCGGCUGAGGAAUCGGUGGGUGAAGAAUAACGCCAGCUACGAGCUAGCACAGCAGCUCGAGGUGGACGAGCGGAAUUUCCAGAGGAAGUUUAAGGACGAGAAUCACGACAAUGCUGAGACUUGUGGACGGAAACGCGUGCUGAACAACGCCAGCUACGAGCUGGCACAGCAGUGCGAUUAUAUCAAAUCAUUGCAGAGCUCACGAUCGGCGUUCCACCGGAUGGAUGCCUGCGACGAGCUGGAAGAAAACGCAUCCGGGCGCUCCUCAGCGCUGAGAAUUGCCGAAGCGAUUCGUCAGACGGACUCCGAUACGAACAUCAGCGAGGAUUUGUAUACUCGGUCAAUUGAGCGGCGGCAGGACGACUCACUCUUCGGUCAGAUAAAAAAAAACUCGGAUCCAUUUUCAGUCUGUGGCGAUGCUAGCAAGCUGAGCCCGCGACUGCUAGAUGACGAAGUAGAUUAUCCCUGCUUGGAAACCAAACCCAUAGAAGUGUCCUGCUUGAAGAAUAAAGUCGUUCUCCAUGAAAAACCGGCCCAGUUUGAAAGUGUCCUUGAAAAUUUUGCGGUGUCUUCCAACGUCGACAAAGGAUCUUGCGACAAGCGCGAGGAAGAGCCUGAAAAUGCGUGCAAGAAGAGUUUCAUCGGUGAGUUUUAUCCGGAAAGAACAGUGCAGCUUUCUCCGAAGGACGAGAGUAAGGAGGGAGAGUGGAAGGAAAAUUUGGAGAACGCGUCGUUAAACGAGGACCCCGAGGAGCGUUCUCGCAGCUCUAGCACCAGCGGUCGUCUGUGGAGAGUCGUGAUCGAGAAGCAGGCGAAGAAAAAGGAGCAGGAAGAAGAGGAGGAGAAGAAGAGAGACGGGAUGGAAAUGGUGGAGAAGAAGGAGAAGGGACACAAUGUCCGCGGUGUUGGUUACGACUCCCCACCCAGCGACUCCCCGCAUUCACUCGUUAAACGCAGUAGUGGGAAGUCUGUGCUAGCUGUGGCGGCAGUUGAUACGAAUCACCAUCACGACGAACGUCAGGGCGACGAACGUCAGCGCGCGUUGAACAUAAACAGGGAACACGCGAGCGUUGCGAUCGCGAAACGUCCGUCGUUUCCGAGGAAGAAGGAACCGUACGCCGUGUCAUCCUCGACCUCUCUGUCAUCGUCUUCCUCCACUGCCACCAUGAAGAGCGAGGAGAGGAAAAAGGGCGGUCUGGGCGGCUUCCUGCAGAGAUUCUCCAGACUCAGGUUCAGCGGUAGAACCAAGGUGCCGCGCUCGGAGGCGCAGAAGAAGGUCGUCGUCGAGACGACGACGACGAGAAUGCAGGAGGAACAUCAACAGUCAACCAAGAAGAAGGAGCCGGACUAUAUCAUUAUACCGCUGCAUCCGCCUGAGGAGGAGAGGAGACGCCAGCAGGAGGUCGUUACUCUCGAGGAGGCUGCCAGGAGGAACAAUGUGGACAUUCAGAGAAGCGCCUCCAGUGUCAGCAGCAACGGGAGGGCGCCAGUGUCCAGCAAACCACCCCUGCCGCCUCAACCGCCACGCGUCGCCGCUUUGGGUACGUCGACGCGAGCCUCAGCGUCGGCGUCGGCGUCGACGGCAGCAGCGGUGUCGCGCCGACGCGCCGCCACGGAUCUCGGUAACCCGGCGGCGAUCGAGAUGGCGAAAGCGCGCGCGAUGUACACCGUAGGCCCGGAGCGCCCGAUCGGCCUGCUGGAGACCGAUCUCGACGAGGCGGUGUACGACGCCACGAGUACGCGCGCCGCCGCCGGUGGUCCGCCGACCACCGCUGCCGCCGCAACCACCGCGGCUGGCGGUAAGAAGACCCGCAGCCUGCUCGAUCUCAACCACACCUCGGCGGCGGCGCCGCGGCCGCGGCCCGAGCACGCCCUCCACGUACCCCAGUCGCCCGUCGGCGCUUCGCACAGGACACCCCUCCGUGACGACGACGACGUCGCGUCCGUCGCAACGUCCGCUAUCCACCAGCGGCCGCACAAGUCCAUGGAGUUCCUCCUCGACAAGGAGAACCUGCACUUCGUCAAGCCGCCGGAAAAUGAACUACAGAAGGUGGGCGAGCGGGUGCCGAGCGAGCACGAGCUCAGGGUGCAGCGAUCGCUGCAACGGCUCAAUGUGCCCGAUUGGUACAAAAAUUCACCCGCUGCCCGCGACGGUUUCCGGCUGAAGAGACAUUCGGACGCGUCGCAGCACGGAGGAUGGCGCGCCCUCGGCUCCAAGACCACUUCCCUGUCGUCCCUCUCGUCGUCUUCCAAUCGACAGCCGACCACAGGUGUCCUUUUGAGUCCCAGCCCGACGCCCCCCGUAUUUUCGAGAUGGAGUACCAGCUUGCUGAAUAGCGCCGGCAGUUCACCCGCGAGUUCGGCCAGAUCAUCCUUCAAUCAUCGGCAGCCCUACUUGGGCUGGCGUUCUCAGGAACGAUUGACCAACCCGCGCACACCGGCGGAACGUCUUGCUCAGGGUAUUCUUCCUCAGCUACAGGCUGCAAACAAACAGCAGCAGCAGCAGCAGCAACAGCAACAACAACAGCAACAGCAGACAACGAAUCAGCAACUGGAGGUACGGAACUCGAUAAAGGAGGUGACCUCGGCCAUCGUGCACUACGUGCAGAGCGGCCAGGAGGUCGGCAGUGGCGGCACGCUUUCACCUCGAUCUCGACCUGAAGAUUGGAAUGACAGGGGUGGAGCGAGGUCUACCAGCCCCAGAGGAUCGGGCCAGAGCGAUACGGACGAGGCGAUGGCGACGGCAGCUCUUCUGCGGAACAAACCGAGCCCGGGCUCCACGACCCUGGAGGAUGUACUCGACUCCCUCCUGGGGCUGCCACCCGCGUCGCGUACCCCGAGUCCUGGCCCGGGGGGACCCGUCGUGACCGCCACGUCCGCCGUCCGUCAUCGCCAGACGAAAGCCGGGAAGAGCUGCAGCGACCUACGCCAAGACCUCCAAGAGUCCGCUAGGAGUGUAAUAGAUGUUCAUCAGGCGACCGUGGAGGACCAACGGGGUUUCUACUCGGGCGAGCUGGUGCGACGGAAGAGCGAGGGCAGCGAUACGCUGCCCGCAUCGCGCAGCGCGACGUCUGCCGCCUCGUCGACGUCGAUUCUGCCGCGUGGAGGUGGUGCACCGCGUCAUCGUCGAGUGUCUUUCGACAACGCCCAGGACUCGGCGAACGGCAGCUUGGCCGUGGACAAGGUGGUGCGCUGCCGCAACAACAAAUGCAGCAACUCGACGAGCCUGGCGGAGGCGAGGCGCACGUACAAGAGUUGCCACAAUUGCACCUGCUUGUACUGCUCGCGGGAAUGCCGACGCGCUCACUGGCAGCGCCAUCGUCGAACCUGCCUGCAUUCACGGGCCGGCAGCCUGUGCCGGCAGGUUCUGUCAUCGGCGAAGGAGGACCCGACGACCCUGAAGCACAUCUCGGCCCUCGCGAAGCGCGGUUACGCCGCGCACGGUCGCGGCGCGGUCAAGUGUUUCUUCUCGAGUCCGGAAGCGGCCGAGCGCUUCGUCGGCAACGGCUUCAACGAUUUGGGCGAGCCGACGUACGUGCGCUGGCCGGAUCUCCUGCCGGGCGAGAUGGGUGCCGAGUUGUACGCCGAGCUGAUGCGCCUCUGCAAAACGUACAAUCCAGAGGCGCGGCUGGUGCUUUACGUCGCGGUGUGCGUGGUGAGUGAGGUGCCGACCAGUGGAGCCGUCAGAUGGGAAAGACAGUUGGUGUCCAGGUGCGCCAAGAUCCGGCUGGACGGUGCAGCCAAGCAGCACGCCUCGUCGUCGUCGGCGUCGCCGCAGGCUCGAAGACAGCAAGCGCCCGCAUCGCCCUGCAACAUCACUCGCGAGAUGGACUCGCCGGAGACCCUGGUGCUGACGUCACUGCCAGGAAACAACGGACAGAACACGCCGCGUAGGGCGCGCGAGAUCAGCUUCACCAACAUUCAGCAGCAGCUCAGGCUCCGAGGUGUCUCUCUCAGGAGACACUUCCCGCAGGUCUAUCGAAAGCUCUGCUCCUACGUGGACGGCUCGGUGGACAAAUUCGCGCCGGUCACCAUAUAUCCUAGGGAUCAGGCGUCCGGCAAAAGCUUCAUAUGCAUCAUUAUGCUGGACGCGGAGCCGGAACGUCUUCAGCUGCUGCCCACAGACUCGUCCAGGGUGAGGACGGUGGACAUCAGCGUGGAGCAGGAGUAAAGAGAUCGUGUGUCAUCCGGGUGGAAAGAAAUCCAAGAAUGCUCGCAAUCGCAAGACACGUCGCUCAGGAUUUUCCUCAGGUUCUCAGCAAAGGAAUUGGAGAUAGACUUCUCGAGGGUGAAGAUAACCAAUGUCGACUAGUUUGGAGUGAAGAAUGAAGAUCAUAUCUGGAUGAAGACAGACCUCAAAACGCUCGGGAUCGCAAAACACAUUAUUUGCGAUUUUCUUCAGGUUCUCUCACGAGAAAGAUCGGAGACGAAAGGGAAAGUGCUGUGCUGUGGUGUCAGCCGGGAAGAAUAAAUAAAUCUGCACGAUAAUAAAGAAUCGAAAGCACAAUCCCUAAUGGGAUAUCUUUUCGAUAUUUCUAUCGUCUGGCAAGAUAAGACAUCCAAGUGCAAGAGCACAGUGCGAGAAUGUGAACGAAAGUCGAUCAAGUAGGUCUGGAUGAGUUCGGCAUUUGACGUUGAGCUCGCUUAUUUGCGUGAUUUCACACAUACAAAGACUGUUUCUACUUCUCCUUCUAGAAGCAAAAAAGAAUCGAAUGCGAGAAACGAAGCGUUGUUCUACUCAUGUACACUCUAUUUUGCGACAUUCUGCAUAUCGCGUAACAAGGCAACCCUCUGCCGUUUCAGAAGCCCCUCGAUUUCGUCGUUGCUGCAGUGUGAAAUGUUUAUCAGUCGUUCAUUGAGAUCGAAAAAUCGUCAUCAACCGCUUCAUCCUUUUAGUAAUACCAAACACAUAUAAUAAUUUUUCAAGAAUUCGAGUAAUUCAAUAUUUUUAAUUGCAAUUAUUUCAAAUGUAUAUUAUAACAAUUAGGUGAGUAAUAAUAACGACGAGGUUUAUUGCAGAUAAAUUUUAUCGUGUGUGGUUGAUAGCUGAUAGAAACUUCAAUUUAUUUUAUUACAAUGAUAUUCUUUUCCUACUGAUUCUUUUUCUAUGAAAGGAUUAGCGAUGAUUUCGAGAUCCUCGGUGAACGGAGUGGAAAGUAAUACUUACAAUUAGGGUACGUUGUUGUCUCUUCGUUCAACUUUGCAUCGUUUAAAUUUUAUCGUAUAUAUUAUAUGUAAAGGCGAGAUGCACUUUUCUCAAAUGUGCUCGCAAUUAAUCUUUAUCAGAUUACGCUUAGAUUCCAUAUUAUCAAAAAAAGAAAAAAAAAUCGAUUAAAAUUGUAUAAUAUAAAUUUAAAAGAGGAACCUCUUGAAGAAAUAUACCGAAUUUUAAUUUGUUCACAAGUAUCGAUUUAUAAUCGCUAAGGAAACACUUGCCUUACUCUUCGGUAUGUGGACAUAAUUCUCAUCUCGUAUUAUUAAUUGGACUCGAUAAUAUUAGCAUGUUUAAUCAAUUAAUUUAAUUUAAUUUAAUUCAAUAAUGUUAACAUGUAGUCGCAAAAUUCAUUUUAUAGCUGUACAAUUCUUUAAAUGUGUGGG